This is a messenger RNA of Vidua macroura (Pin-tailed whydah), 3841 nucleotides long. It is a transcript of the gene ACSBG1, whose product is annotated as acyl-CoA synthetase bubblegum family member 1. The transcript has 16 exons. Gene Ontology annotation, cellular component: endoplasmic reticulum; membrane. Bases 900 to 2996 code for a protein of 698 amino acids. Gene Ontology annotation, molecular function: long-chain fatty acid-CoA ligase activity. NCBI's taxonomy places the organism in Eukaryota, Metazoa, Chordata, Aves, Passeriformes, Viduidae. The record is from RefSeq and is a predicted model, not a curated record.
GCCUGUGGGAGGACGCGGCACGUUACCCUCAGCUUACCCUCGGCUUAUCCCGCCCAGCGCCCCGCCGAGGCCCCGCGGGCCGCGCUCACCGCUGCGGUCGCUCCGCUGCAACAACAACAAAAAAACAAAAAAAAAACAAAAAUAUUCAAAAAAAAACUAACAACAAAAAAAAAAAAAACCCCGCCGCCACCAGUACCGCCGCCCGCUCACGGAUCCCAGCGGCUCCGCCUCUUCCGCGAGCUUUAUAGCAGCCCCGGCCGAAUCUUCUGGAAUGACGCCGCGCGUGACGUCACGGGGCUGGAACGGCCUAGAACGGCGGCGCGUGACGUCAGCAGCGGCGGCGGCGCGCGCGGGCGGGCGGGGCCUCGGGCCGGGCCCGGCCUGGCGCUCCGCGUUUGGCUCGCUCAGUCGCUCGGGCUGCGCCUCUGGGGCUGCGCCUCUGGGGCUGCCCCGGCGCCGUGCCUGGCAUUCCCCGAGUGCAGCUCACACUAACUGCUCGGGCAGUGCCGCACCGAGGAGCUGGCAUUGGACGGGAGCUGUAAAUUGUUAUUAUGCUAACGUGGAAACAGUUCUUCAUUCCUGGGAGUAGUUUUAUGAAAGCAGACUGUCUCCUGUGAUUAUGAUAACUCAAAGGUUCCAGUGCCCUGCCCUGCCAGCUGCAGCCCGGGUUGAGUCAGGAUGACUGAAGGAGAGGGCCCUGUUGUGUUGUCUAACAGCAGGAAAUGGGGAAAAAGAGAAAGAAAAAGGGGGAGGAAAAGCAGCAGUGUGAGAUCCAAAUGAAAAUUUGUCAUCGUGUAGUGCUCUGAAACGAACUUCCUACUGUAUUUCAGUAGCUCAUUUAUGCCUGAUCCGCACAGUUCUUCAGCAUAUUUGUGACCAGCUCUGCAGGAUUUGUCAGCAUGCCUGACAGUGGAGAGACUCUCACAAAACAAUUGCAGACUGGAAAUGCAAGGAAUGUUUCAGGAAGCUGUGAAAAUGGAACCUUUACAGAUGCACAGCCUGUCUGCAGGGAACUGCUGCCUCAUUUGGACGAGACCCAGGGUGAAGGCAUAGAGCCAGCAGAGUCUCUGUGGACUUCUUUUGCUGAUGGCAGAGUCAGGCUGAGAAUAGAUAACUCAUGUCCACAGACUCCCAUAACAGUUCAUCAGAUGUUCAAGGAGAGCCUGGAAAAAUAUGGAUCCCUUAAUGCUUUGGCCAGCAAAAAGAAUGGAAAAUGGGAGAAAAUAACUUUUUCAGAAUAUUAUUGCCUCUCUAGGAAAGCAGCCAAGAGCUUCUUGAAGCUUGGUCUUGAACGAUUCCAUAGUGUAGCAAUCCUUGGAUUUAAUUCUCCAGAAUGGUUCAUCUCAGCUGUUGGAGCUAUUUUUGCUGGAGGAAUUGUCACAGGAAUAUAUACAACUAAUUCUCCAGAGGCCUGUCACUACAUUGCCCAUGACAGCAAGACUGAUAUCAUGGUUGUGGAAAAUCAGAAACAGCUGGACAAGAUAAUGCAGAUCUGGAAUCGAUUGCCCCACCUGAAGGCUGUGGUGCUAUAUAAGGACUCCAUUGCAGAGAGACAUCCAAAUUUGUACACGAUGGAAGAGUUUCUGGAGCUGGGAGAUGACGUCUCUGACAGUACUUUGGAUGACAUUAUUAACUCCCAAAAGCCAAAUCAGUGCUGUGUUCUGAUCUACACCUCCGGAACAACUGGGAAGCCAAAAGGAGCCAUGCUGAGUCAUGACAACAUAACUUGGACAUCAGCCCAUUGCAGCAGAGCAGGAGGUAUGCAACCUGCAGAGGUCCAGCAGGAAUCUAUAGUCAGUUAUCUCCCACUCAGCCACAUAGCUGCACAGAUCUAUGACCUGUGGACUGGAAUCAAAUGGGGAGAGCAAGUUUACUUUGCUGAGCCAGAUGCUCUGAAGGGCAGCUUGAUCAACACACUAAAAGAAGUGCAGCCAACAUCUCACAUGGGAGUUCCCCGAGUAUGGGAGAAAAUCAUGGAGAAGUUAAAGGAUGCUUCUGCUCAGUCAGGAUUUAUGAAAAAGAAAAUGCUUUCCUGGGCUAUGUCACUUAGCUUAGAGAAGAACCUGAAUGGCUCAAACAGCAGUGAUCUAAAGCAGCUCUGGACAAGAUUAGCAGACUACUUAGUGCUUGCAAAAAUCCGUAGUGCACUGGGGCUUUCUUCCUGUCAGAAGCACUUUUCUGGUGCUGCUCCUCUCAAUACAGAAACACUGUAUUUCUUCUUGGGUCUGAACAUCACCCUGUAUGAGGCCUAUGGGAUGAGUGAGACCACAGGCCCACAUUGCCUGUCUGGGCCUUACAUUUACAGGCAGCACAGCUGUGGUAAACCAGCAUCUGGAUGCAGAGUGAAACUGGCGGACAAAGAUACAGAAGGCAAUGGAGAAAUCUGUUUCUGGGGAAGGACUGUUUUCAUGGGUUAUUUAAAUAUGGAAGACAGAACAAAAGAAGUCUUUGAUGAGGAGGGGUGGCUGCAUUCUGGAGAUUUAGGAAAGCUAGACAAGGAUGGCUUUCUCUAUGUCACUGGAAGAAUUAAAGAUUUGAUUAUUACAGCUGGAGGGGAAAAUGUGCCUCCAAUUCCAAUCGAAGAUGCUGUUAAAAAAGAACUCCCAAUUGUUAGUAAUGCUAUGGUGAUUGGAGAUAAGAAGAAGUUUUUGUCAAUGUUCCUGACCCUAAAGAGUGUGCUGGACCCAGAUACAUCUGAUCCUACUGACAUUCUCACAGAGCAAGCCAGAGACUUCUGCCAGAGGAGUGGUAGUAAAGCCACCAAAGUGUCCGAGAUUGUAGCUACAAGAGACCAGGCGACCUACAGAGCCAUCCAGGAGGGAAUCGACAGAGUCAACAGCACUGCUACCAACAGGGUUCACUGCAUUCAGAAAUGGAUUGUCCUGCCAAGAGAUUUUUCCAUUUCUGGGGGAGAACUAGGUCCCACAAUGAAGCUGAAGCGGCUCGCUGUGCUCGAGAAAUACCGAAAUGAAGUAGACUCCUUCUAUAAAGAAUAAAAAGUGUUUCCUCCAAGCGUUAAGAAAGAUCUGUGAACAAAAGGAAGUAUUUUCUCAUCAAAAGCAUUAACAAAGAUUUAUGCUUCAAGUUUGUAGUCUAUUGAACCAAACCACUAGAAAGCUGCUGUCAAUUUAGUUGUUCCUGAUACUCACCUGAUCAUUUGUCCUCCUUUUACAGAAGCAUCUACAGUAUGUCCAUUCUUGAAUACUGCUUUUACUUUAUUACCUUAAUGACUAAAACAUCUUUCUGUGUUGUAUAAAGCAGAUAUAAUUCCUCUAGAUUAAAACAUAACAAGUUUUUUAUACAGUCUUCUAUUUUUCUUUUGUUUUCUUUUGUUCUACAGGAUGUUUCCUGUAGCUCAUGAUUUAUUUUAGCAGUACUGCUCAAUGAAACUGCCAUACCACUCCAGUGAUAAUUGUUAAAAAAAAAAAAAUUAAAAAUCAAAAGGGGUGGGAUUUUUUUCCCUCCCCAACGAACACUUUCUUGUUCACUAACCUGGGGACACUCCUGUUUCUGUAAGGCCUAGAAUUCAGACUUCUGUGAACACAGCAGUUCGCUUCUUAAGUCCAUGCUGGAAUAAGCAUUACUAUUUCUCAUAAAAACAAAUAAUCAGAAGCAGGGGAAUAGCUCCCUAAGACUGAAAGGCACAAAGGAAUAACUACAGGAGCUCUCACAUUAAAAUGCUAUUACAGAAACUUCUUUAAAAUUGUUUACAGUGCUUUUCUUUGAGUGUUUGUCAGUGUGUAUCUGCAUGUUUCAGUAUUCAUAUUGCACUAAUUCUGACAAAUGUGGGCUGUGUUUCUUCUUACCCAUAUGCAAAAUAAAUCAUAUUAUGAGAAGGAAA